AUGUUCUUUGUUUAUUUUGCUUCAUUUUUAUACUUAUUAGCUGCAUAAGAUGAGAAUGUUGAUGAUGAUGAUGAAUUUUUGAAACCUCCUCCUGAUGAUGAAGGUUCAUUUGCACAUCCUUUACAUAGAACAUAUUUAGAAGAUUCAUAUUGUAUGGAUGGUACUUAAGCAGCUGCUUAUGUUUAUGAAGGUAGUACUGAUGAUUUAAUUAUGUAUUUCUAUUCUGGAGGUAUAUGUAUUUCAGAUAAUACUAAAUUUCUUAAAUAUGGAGAUUAUGCUUAUAUUGAUAAUUGUACUCAUAGAAAUACAACUUUUUAUGGUACUUCUAAUGGAUAUCCAGAAGAAUUUAAUGCAAAUCAAGGGUUGAUGGGAAAUAAUAAAUAUUAAAACUUUCACCUUAGAAAAGCUCAUAAAAUGUUUCUUAUGUAUUGUGAUGGUAAUAUGUGGCAUUCCUAAAUGAAUUCUUAAGUAUUUAAAGGAGCAUUAUCUUAAAUGAAAUUAAUACCUAAAAGAAUCAUUUUAGCAGGAUCUGGUGUUGGAGGAUGGUACAUUAUUAAUAAAUAUAAUGAAUUAAAAUCUGCUAUUCAAGAAUUAUAUUAAGAUAAUGAUAUAGAGUUAAGAAUACUUCUAGAUAGUGUUAUAUUUGAUAUAUCUCGAAAUUAAGAUAUUAUUAAUGCUUAUACUGAAGUUACUAAUAGAAUAGGUAUAUCUAUAAAUGAUAUUUUCUCUUUUGAUGCACUUUUAAAAGUAGAUGUACCUACUUUUAUUGUACAUGCUUAAUAUGAUUGGUGGCAAUUAGAAAUUAAUGAUGGAUUUGAAUGUAUUGGUAAAAUUCAUUUAGAUAAAUGUACUCCAAAAGAAAAAAAAUAAAUUGAAAAGAUCAGAUUAAAUAUUUUAUAACAAUUAAAAGAUUUAAUGAAAAUUAAAUAAGAUUGGGGAUUAUGGGCUAUUAGUUGUGUAUUUAAUGAAUUAAUUAUAUGGACUGAAGCAUGGAAUCAUCCUAAAUUUUAAGUUCCUAUGAUAGAAGGAGGAAAACUCUCAGAUAAAUUCCAAGAGUAUAUUUAUUUAUGUAUAUACACAUAGUUGGUUGGAAAACAAAGGUGAUAAUCAUGUACAUUAUGAUAUUGUUUCAUGGCCUGAUAAUAAACCAUGUAGUAAUAUCUUUCAUAGUGGUAAGACUGAUCCAUAAUUGGAUGAUAUGAUUAAAAAUUAUGAAAUUAAUGAAUCUAGGAGAAAACGAGAAGAAAAAUAUGAUUUAUGAUAAUUUAAUU
This is a messenger RNA of Paramecium sonneborni, 1271 nucleotides long. The record is from the annotation of a GenBank genome assembly. Lineage: Eukaryota; Ciliophora; Oligohymenophorea; Peniculida; Parameciidae.